CACAAAUUCAAAAUCUGAAAUCUGAAAUCCGUGAAAAGCCACGAAGGACCAUUUCACUGUUUCAUAAACCAAGACAAAACCAAAUCCCAACCACCCCCUUCCUUGUUGAUACCCAACGACCGCUCUGAACAAACCAACCCGGAACAGCUCACGCAUCAGAAUCGAUCAAACCACAGCUUAAAACAACUUUACUCAGUAAUAGUAUUCUUGGUGCUCACAGAUACCCCAUAGUUUUUAGCUUCGCCUCACACCAAACACAAUAUGCCAUUCUUCCGUAGCAACAAACCAUCCACUAGAAAGCAAGUGAAGAUCGUCAAAGCGGUCAAUGGCGGCAGAAAAGGCCAUCAUGAUCGUCGCAAAAUCAACGCAUCUCGGCAACAAAAUCAUUCGUUCCAGCGACCACACCUCGAUGAUUUUUGGGGCGCCAUUGAUGAGCACGAGUUUGCCCAGCAGCACCCCAGCACCGAGCCCGUCCUGAGAAACGAUGGCACUAUUAUGGAGAAAGUUCACAGUUUCCGCAAAAACAGACGGCAAUAUUCUACCGAGACGCACCGAACCCGCCAGUCUUCGACACAACGGGAUACCGGUAUUCAUCAUGUCGGCUCAUCUCCGGAACAAGAAGAUUUUUGGAAAAUGCCAACAGGCGAAGAAAAAGCGGAGAUUGCAGCGGGACCAAUGAUGGCUACUAUUGUCAAAUCAUCAAGAACAACAAAAUACGGGCCGCCUCCUGUCAUUAUUGUCCCAGAAAAGAAAAAGCGUCUAGCAUUCUUGAAGAGAUUCAUUGCCAGAUCAUAGAUUCACAGCGAGCAUUGCUUCUACUUCUCAAGAGAACAAUUUAAAAGCAAAUCUAAGCAGGCUUAUGCAAAAAUAAACAAUAACUACAUGCA
This is a messenger RNA of Seminavis robusta, 887 nucleotides long. NCBI's taxonomy places the organism in Eukaryota, Bacillariophyta, Bacillariophyceae, Naviculales, Naviculaceae. The record is from the annotation of a GenBank genome assembly.